Messenger RNA from Penicillium subrubescens, 585 nucleotides. RefSeq lists its product as uncharacterized. The record is from RefSeq and is a predicted model, not a curated record. NCBI's taxonomy places the organism in Eukaryota, Fungi, Ascomycota, Eurotiomycetes, Eurotiales, Aspergillaceae. Bases 1 to 585 code for a protein of 194 amino acids. The transcript has a single exon.
AUGGGUUCUUCACAGAAUCAAUUCCACGCUGUCUGGGACUCAAAUAAACCAAGACAACCAGCCAUCGAAACACCGUGCGCAUUCGGCGCCCAAGAUGGUCUCUUGAGCCUCAUGGAGAGGGUAUUCUCUCUACACAUCCUCUCUCGAGAAACUGGAAACCUGGAUUCAGAAUCAAUCUCUCAAGCCCUCGGCAUAUGGAAUGACCUGGAGCACUUGAACCCCCCAGAAACCCUCGAUUCAUCCGAUUCCCUGUCCCUACAUGCAUCCUGUGUAUCGGCACUGUUUGUGUGGCUUUAUCUCGUUGUACAUCCGGAAGAUAUGGAAGAGGAGAAGGUCCAAAAUACUGUAUAUACAGGUCUUGUUAACGCAGAGAAUGUCUCUGAUGUCAAGUUUCACCCAUUUUUGCUUACCCCUGCUUUUUGUCUUGGUCUGGCUAGCAUUCGGAGGGAGGAUAGAGACUAUGUGAAGGCUCUUUUUGACAAGGCUGAGCGGUCGGGUAUAUCGAGGGAAUUCAGAGAAAUUGUCAAUGGAAGCUGGAAGAGGCGGGACAAGGGUGUGAAAAGGAGCUGGGACUGGGGAAGUUGA